This is a messenger RNA of Arvicanthis niloticus (Nile rat), 4344 nucleotides long. RefSeq names its product beta-1,3-glucuronyltransferase 2 (gene B3gat2). Gene Ontology annotation, molecular function: galactosylgalactosylxylosylprotein 3-beta-glucuronosyltransferase activity. The record is from RefSeq and is a predicted model, not a curated record. NCBI's taxonomy places the organism in Eukaryota, Metazoa, Chordata, Mammalia, Rodentia, Muridae. Gene Ontology annotation, biological process: carbohydrate metabolic process; chondroitin sulfate proteoglycan biosynthetic process. Gene Ontology annotation, cellular component: Golgi membrane.
UUCCCACCGGAGCGCUAGGAGGACGCCGGAGUCUGCAGCGCCCCCGCCCCCUCGCUUUUUCUUUCUUUCCCUGCUUUGGGUUCUUGCUGUCUGGAGCCGGGAGAGGUUCCGAGAAGAGAGCGGCGGGAGAGCAGGUUUCUGCCGCGUUGCUCGAACGGGAGGGAGCUUAGGGGCGCAGCAUCCUCGGUGUCCACCCGGGAUCGCAGCUGCACGGGCCGACAUGUGACGGAGGAAAGCCCUCAGCAUCAUCGGUGGCCACCUUCAAAAGGGUCCCAGAGCACUCGCCCAGGCCGGCAGCCAGAUCCUCUUAGCCUGCAGCAACGCGGGACGGAGCGGCAAAGCACAACGGCCGGUGGGUUCCAGGCUUGUACUCCUCUUGAAAAGAGCGCAGCAGGGACCGCUGCCUGGCUCGCACUCGGCUCAACUCCGGGACCUGCGGAGCGCGGCUGGACCGCGUCCAGAUUCCCGCCGACUUCAUCCAGAGUGACCCAGGGCCCCAGCCUGUCCUCCUGCACCUCCUGGAGUUCUAGCUUGCGGUGCAUCUGCGCCGAUCCCGCAACGCCCAGGUCCACGCAACGCCCCGGGCCGGAUGGGGAGCGCGCCUGCCGCUGCUCCUUGAUAGCUGACGCUGCCGCCGUCCAAACUGCACACAGAGGUCCCCCACCCGGAGCCUAGUCCUUGCCGGGGGUGGUGUCCGAGACGCUGGAGAGCGCGCACCAUGAAGUCCGCGCUGUGCAGCCGCUUCUUCAUCCUCCUGCCCUGGAUCCUGAUCGUCAUCAUCAUGUUGGACGUGGACCCCCGCAGGCCCGCGCCCCAACUCACUUCUCGCCCCUACUUCUCUCCCCAUACAGUGGGUUGUGGAGGCUCCCGAGUCCCGCUCCGGCGGAGCAUCCCGGGGCGUGAUGCUGCGGUGAAGCGGAAUGAGUCUCGGCCACGGCUGCAGCCGGAGCCGCGCUUGCCCACCAUCUAUGCCAUCACACCCACCUACAGCCGCCCCGUGCAGAAAGCCGAGCUCACCCGCCUGGCCAACACCUUCCGCCAGGUGGCGCAGUUGCACUGGAUCCUGGUGGAGGACCGGGCGACGCGCAGCGAGCUGGUGAGCCGCUUCCUAGCUCGGGCCGGGCUGCCCAACACGCACCUGCAUGUGCCCACGCCGCGGCGCUACAAGCGACCGUGGCUGCCGCGCGCCACCGAACAGCGCAACGCCGGCCUCGCCUGGCUGCGCCAGAGGCAUCAGCAUCAGAGCGCGCAACCUGGCGUGCUCUUCUUCGCUGAUGAUGACAACACCUACAGUCUGGAGCUCUUCCAGGAGAUGAGGACCACCCGCAAAGUUUCUGUCUGGCCUGUGGGUCUAGUUGGCGGGCGACGCUAUGAACGUCCAUUGGUGAAAAAUGGCAAAGUUGUUGGCUGGUACACUGGAUGGAGAGAAGACAGGCCUUUUGCCAUCGACAUGGCUGGAUUUGCCGUGAGUCUGCAAGUCAUCUUGUCCAAUCCGAAAGCUGUAUUUAAGCGCCGCGGGUCCCAGCCAGGGAUGCAAGAAUCUGACUUUCUAAAGCAGAUCACAACAGUGGAAGAACUGGAACCAAAAGCUAGUAACUGCACCAAGGUUCUCGUGUGGCACACUCGGACAGAGAAGGUCAACCUAGCCAAUGAGCCAAAGUACCACCUGGACACAGUGAACAUUGAAGUGUAGCCGCCAGGACCAGCAGGUGAGGAAGUCUGGAGCUUCGCCUGCUGCUCAUUCAGGUACUGGUCCUUUGCCUCCAGCCUUUCCUGUCAGCCAACAGACAUCCAUUUCGACAGCUACCUGGAUGCUACAAAAUGUGUUGUCUCCAUCUGUUCUGCAUGUGUUCUCUGAAUUGGAAGAUGUUUGUACAGUGAAGCUACAUGACACUGAAAAGAACACCAGGGUAUCUCACUGCUCCCUCCCUCCCUCCCUUUCACCAAGACAUCUCAUAACUGGUAGAAUGAAAUAGGUUUUAGAAUAUUCUGUCAAUUAAAUAUUCCCAAUUAAAUUCCUGGCUUUACAACAUGAAAUAUUUGGAAAGCUGAUGGCAGUGUACACUGUAGGAAAUAAAACCCACAAAUAAAAAAGGUGUGUGGAUUCAUCUGUUUAAUAUAGGGAAAUAACAUUUUAUCAAUACUAGGCACCAUAAAAUGUAAACACAAUUACUGUCAUAAACCUGGAUAUACCUUCAAGGAUUAAAAGUGGCUUUGUUUUAGUUACCCUGUGUGCAUAUAGUGCAGAUAAAGGUCUUCAUAUUAGCACUAUGUACAUGAGAAGAGGUCCACAUUACAAGAGGCAAUGGAAAUUUGAACUCUGAAACCUUCAUUGAGUUUUACAGUACCAUCCAGGUUUAUCUGCGUUCACUAACCAUGUUCCCUGUUAAGCACAUCAUAACAACAGCACAGUGGAGUGAGUGAUGAAUAAAAGAAUUUGAUACACUAGAAAACAGUGCUCAGUGAUACAUUUACAUUCUAUUUAUAUGAUUAAACAUUUGAUCAUACAGUACCUUCCUACAGGAUUACUGGCUAAUUUGGGGGUGGGGUUUAUACUGUUAGAGGUAUUACUAACAUGAUAACUACUUCCCUUAUAUGCAAACGUUAGAGCUAUAAUUUUGAGAAUAAAACCGAUUAUGCAAGUUAACUGAGCAGCUUCUCAAUGUGGUUUAUGACAUCAUGGGAAAUAUGAGCAAAGCUGCCCUCCACAUAAGAUGGUUUCUCAACCUGCUUUCACAUCAAAUUUAAUCAGCACAGACCAACACGGUCAAUCAGGUAAUUCUUAAUGUGAACAAAUGGGGGAAAGAAAAAAUAUGUAUGUACAUGAAUAAAUGGGAACUAGAUGCCUUUGUAGCGAGGAAUGUCAGGUGUCAGUUCUGGAUGAAACUCCGUGGCAGCGUCUUACUUCCACAGCUGCGUGCUCAGCGUCUGCCCCGACGAGCUUCCCGACCACCCCGCUGUCGUGCUGGGGGGCUGUCCGAAACCUGCACUAGCAUUUGCACUACUGAGGUUCAUGGCAGCCAUCUGCUGAUUCAUCUGUGAAACACAAAAGGCUCAGUUUACAAGGAUGAUUCACUUUUCACUCUUGACUCUUUAGCUAUAGCCAGACACUUCAUCGGAUGUGAAAAUUAGUCCAGACACUGGAGGUAGACCACACAGAAGUCUAUCUACUGAAAUCAAACAACUACUUUUUUCUGAGUUAGGCAUUACUUAUAAAGUGACCCAUAAUUAGUUCACUUUCUAGAUUAACCACAACUGAAAAACACACCAAAGUAAUCUUUGAGUUUGUAUCUGACUGAGUCCAUCACUCUUCUGUGACUCCCAAGGACUUGAGAAAUUUUAGAAAGUAAAACAUCCUAAAACUACCCUAAUAUUUACAAAAUACCUGUAAUUCUCUAUUAACAUCCUAAAUGGCCCUAAUAUACUUCCUAAACAUUAUAAAGGUCACAUAGCAUAUGUUUUAGGUUUUAUGUUAUAGUGACAAACAGCUAAAAUUGAAUUUUACUAUAUGCUAUACAAUAAACUGUAUGCACUUUUCUUCCAGGCUCGAAUCCAGUAUACUUAUCAGGCUCUUAGCACAGUGGUUCUCUCACUACCCAGUUUGGUGACAGAACAAGAGAUGCAGGAUUUACGGAAAAUAGUUCCAAACCUAUGCUCAACAUUAACUGUGUUCUUUGUGCAGAAUUUUAUUUUUACUGUUUUGAAAACCCAAGACAUAAUAACCACAAAUGUGUCUACAGGCAGGCAGGUUCCAUCUUCCCUUCUGCUCAUGAAGACUUAUAUGACCUUGCUGACAGAACUACUGUUCCUCACUAGCUCUCCUGUAAUUUAACCUGAGUUGAGCAAGCCUCAGCAUCAUGGUCACAAAAAAGUUGCUACUAAUAUCUGACACAAUUUUUGAGGCUUCCAAUGCAUAAGCAUUGUGUGUGUAUAUUCCUAUACACCGCAGAGGAGCACUUGUAAGAUAUGCAGUGGUUUUGUGAAUGCUAGUUAGCAGGCAAUGUUCUGAAGGGGUCUUAGUGGUCCUGGUUCCUGUAAGAUUCAUGGUGGACCAUCAAGCAGGAAAGGGACUGGAACCAUGAGCACCAAAUCUCUGUGUGUGGAACGACAACAGAAAUGUUACUCCUUGCUUUAACCUAAGCCAGACAGACAUGGAAUUUAUCAGUGAACACCUGAGGUGAGCAUGUUUACACUCUCACCACCGGGGUUCCUGAGCCAAUGGAUGUCCCUCAUAAGUCAACAGGCAGUAACCACGUGACAGAGGCAGCCUUGACCCCCUCAUCAAACUGUGCUUUGAGAAUAUAAAGCUGGAUUUCUUUCUCAUUGAUAAGAAUUAAUAAAAAA